AUGAAGCAGCAGCGCAGUGCCCGAGACUGGGACGCGCCACCGUGCCAGUGCCCGGAGCGCUGUCAGGCAGUGCUGGGAUCCCGGGUGUGGUUCUGGUCUCCAGAGGUGAGGAAUGGCAGCCCCAGGCUCAGAGCCAGUCAGAAAGCCAACCAAACGCUGGAAGCGACCGCGUGCUGGAAAAUCUCGCGGGGUGGCGUGCAGGCGGCGCAGGCGGCGGAGCGGGGCCCCGGCUUUCCCCGCCCUUUCUGCCGGCAUCUGUGGAAGGUCAAGAGCAGGUAUCCUUUGGGAAUGUCUGAAUGUCUGACGGUGGUAUUUUUCUUUAUGGCUUCCAGUACAAAACAGCACGAGUGGAUCCUCAGAUUUCUUGGGGAAGGGCUGCGUGACAAACAUUGCUGUGAGCUUUAUGUCUACCAGGGGAUUUUCCAGGUCAUUCCUUCCUUUCUCAGCAGUCCUUUGUGUGACGAGGGCUCCCAGCGUCGUAUUCUGGAGAUACGACAGAGUGCUGCCCGUGUCACCUCUAGAGCUGCCCAUGAGCUGAUAGAGGAUCACAGCCUCCUCUCGGGGGUCCUGCACGGCUUAGAGAAAAGGUUUCUGGAGAACCAGGUGAUAAAUAACAUGAUUUCCUUACUCCAUCCUCUGUGGCUAAUAAAUUUAGGAGACAAGAGAGAAAACAGGAAUCGAUCCCAGAUGCUGCUGUUGAGAUGGACAUAUGAUCUAUCUAUCUGUAUAUAGAUAUAUGUGUAUAUAUAUGUAUAUCUGUGUAGUGAUAAUAAUGGGAGUUUUUAUGAUACGUUGCUUUACUGUUUUAUAUUUUUAAUAAAGUGUGAUUUUAAGUUA
Molecule: messenger RNA, 837 nt
Organism: Vidua macroura (Pin-tailed whydah)
Lineage: Eukaryota; Metazoa; Chordata; Aves; Passeriformes; Viduidae
Product: nucleolar pre-ribosomal-associated protein 1-like
Exons: 5
Coding region: 1-732 (243 amino acids)
Biological process (GO): maturation of 5.8S rRNA from tricistronic rRNA transcript (SSU-rRNA, 5.8S rRNA, LSU-rRNA); maturation of LSU-rRNA from tricistronic rRNA transcript (SSU-rRNA, 5.8S rRNA, LSU-rRNA)
Cellular component (GO): nucleolus
Source: RefSeq, a predicted model, not a curated record